AUGCAAUUUAAUGCUUCCACACUACCGAUGCCUUCUAUCAUAUAUACAUUACUCAAAACACAUCUUGUGAAUGCAAAAAUAUCCGGGUUAGGUUCACAUGGAGACCAAGAAGCUCAGAAUAGCACUCCAAGUCCAAGUGCUGUUGGUGAUUGUCAUGAUGAUGGCUUCGCCUAUCAUGAGUUGUCCACCCACAGAUGGAAAGGGCUGCAAAGACUGCAUUGUAAACCAGAUGAAAAACGCUUGUCCAUACUGCACUACAAUACUACGCUGCAUGGCUCGCUGCUUGUGGGAUGGCAGUUCAAGGCCCAAUUGCAUCAAGAAAUGCAACAGCAACGACGCUUACCCAACACUCUCAGACUGCAAGAGAUGCAUGUCCAAGUGCAGGUGCAGCUGUGUCAACUAGCACACCUCCCCCACCAAAAUGAUCACACUAUCUAUCAUCUAAGUUACUUGUUUUGGCUCCUUAACUGUGUUUUUAAAUAUGUACUAGUUAAAAAGUCCAAGUAUCUUGAACUUGUUCUGAAUUUGCUAUCAUCUAAAUUACUUGUUCUUCUGGCUCCUCCACUAUGUUUUUUACUGUAUAUGAGCUAUAAUUUGCACUUGUUCAGAAUAUGCCGUCAUCGGUUCACUCUAGAAAGUUGA
Molecule: messenger RNA, 642 nt
Organism: Sphenostylis stenocarpa
Lineage: Eukaryota; Viridiplantae; Streptophyta; Magnoliopsida; Fabales; Fabaceae
Source: the annotation of a GenBank genome assembly